AGACAUGAACAACUGCUCCAAAGUAUGCAACAACUUAACACGAAAAAAGCCCACCGAGGACUGGUUGGCAGAAACCCCCCUUAAAAGAUGUCUUCACACACUAGACCUCACCUCUAUAGGGGUGGGCACUGUAGUGGGUGCAGGGUUGUAUGUAGUUACAGGAGAAUUGGCACGUGAUGUCGCAGGACCAGCGGUUGUUCUCUCCUUCUUUAUUGCUGGAAUAGCCGCCUUCUUUUCUGGAAUUUGCUAUGCAGAGUUUGGCUGUCGUAUACCCAUGGCUGGAUCGGCUUAUGUAUACACGUACGUUGCUGUUGGGGAGUUCUGGGCGUUCGUUGUGGGCUGGAAUAUGAUUCUGGAGUAUAUCAUCGCGGCAGCAAGUGUGGCUCGCGCGUGCAGCGAGUACAUCAACUCCUUUGCUCAAGGCUAUAUAUACAAGUUCUUCAUGGAGGACAUCGCCACAUGGAACGUUUCGGCUCUUGGAAGCUUCCCCGAUCUCCUGGCCAUGGCGCUGGCCCUGAUUUUUGCCGGCAUAGUCUCGCUGGGUGCACACAAAUCGUCUCUGGUCAACAAAGUUAUGACUUUUAUAAACCUUUCUGUCAUCGUUUUUAUCAUCAUUGCUGGGUUACAUUUUGUCGAUGGGAGGAACUGGCAAACCAAAUUUGCUCCUUAUGGUGCAAGUGGAGUGCUGACUGCUUCCGGAAGUUGUUUUUAUGCCUUUGUGGGAUUUGAUGUCAUAGGUACGGCGGGCGAAGAGGCUGUCAAUCCCAAGCGUUCAAUACCAUUAUCAAUCAUCUUGUGUCUUGCUAUCAGUUUUCUAUCCUACUUUGGUGUCGCCACAGUUCUUACUCUCAUAUUGCCCUAUCGUCAACUCAGCCGGUUCGCUCCUCUGGCAGAGGCCUUCGCCCAACGAGGAUUCAGUGGCGCCAAGUACGUCGUGGCGACUGGAGGGUUGUUCGCAACAAUGAGUACACUUCUGUCCAACUCUUUCGCUGCCCCGCGCGUGGUUUACUCAAUGGCCUCCGAUGGUUUGUUGUUCAAUUGGUUCGGGCAUGUGAAUGACAAGACAAAAGUUCCCGUUCGUGCUGCUUUGGUUAAUGGCGUUUUGAUUGCAAUAUUGGCAUUACUUUUGGAUGUUAAGCAAUUGGUAAGCUACUAAAAUCUGGGUUAUUUCCCCAAUAGGUUUUUCAGGAUCGGGGAGUUCCCUUAUUUAAAGCUUGGGAUUCGGGAUUUUAACCCUCGGAAGUACAAGGGGGAGUGGUGCCACCCCCCUCUUAGGUUUUUCUGAAUUUUUGUCUAGACGAUAAAACAUUAUUAUGUUAUUCUAAUUUUUCCCAUGUGAAGGCACUAUAAGUCAAUAGCUAUCUUUAUAUUAUGUUAUUGUCAUUAUUAUUAUCAUUGUUAUUAUUACUAUUAUUUUUUUAAGCUGCAAUAAUUUAAGAUAAGAAAUAAUUAGCAUCGGCUAACUUGCUCAGAUCUUCAUCAUUAUUGCGAUCACUACCUAAAAUCUAAUUUGCAUUUGACCGAGCCUCUGGGUCUUUUGAAUACAGAGUUUUAGAUUCGAGUUUACCGCGAACCUCUAACCGCUGGAGGUCACAUGGCAAGUCUUUCGCGUCACGUUUGAGGUUUACGACGUGCGUUUUCAACGUGGGGAGGUAGGUUUUCACGUAUGUCAUUUACCUGAAAGCUUUUAGCGCAUAAUUGUUUUUUUAUCCCACGAAAUGAUACAAAAAUCUUGUGGAGCAAAUCUUUAUCCAUUAACAGAGGCACAAAUUCGGUCGAAAUGCUAAAUUUGACAAAUCCUAUUGGAUCUUGAAAACAAGUGCCAUUCAUGGCUGCUGAUUCAAAAUGGCGGCCGUAAUCUAAUCUACCACCAAUCUAAAUCGAAUUAUGUUUGAACGUCGAACCGCAAACGGGUAACCGCAAACCGCUGUUAGAGGUUCGCAGUAAACUCGGAUCUGAAACUCUCUUGUUUUGAGUGAACUGUUCACUGGAUCCUUUGAGAAAUACUUAUACCACAACUAGGAAAAAGGGAGAGGGAAAAGUAUUAUAAUUUUAACACGGCUUUUGCGAAGAACAGUAAAUGUAUAAAGUAGUAGACAAUUCCGAAGUUUUUAGGUCCAUAAUGUAGAUUACGGUACGGUAGUUAACGGUGCAAUUUGUCAAUAUUACUAGGUUGAGAUGUUGUCCAUUGGCACAUUAGUAGCUUACACGAUGGUAGCAAUUGCUAUACUCGUAACUCGUUACACACCUGGAGUGCAGAGCGUCACACUGGAGAAAAAUGGAACCAGCGAGAAGACCGCCGAAUGGCUGAAAACGAUCUGCUGCCGGCCUGGAGAAACAGAAGGGAAAGAUGGCGGUCUCCCAGAUGUUAGCUACCAACAAGUGGAAAGCAACGACGGGGACGAAUUGUCGGAGGAAAGACAACCGGACGAGACCACAAGCUUCCGGGUUCGCGUCGCUACAUUUGUCCUGACAUUAUCCAUUACUACUUUAACAAUUUCCCUCACUAGUAGUUUUUCUUACUGGGCUCAAGGAGAUGCCUGGGCGAUUCUCCUGUGCUGUAUUUUUGGCCUGAUGAUCGUUGCGUCGUUGAUGUUUAUCAUUCGGCAGCCAAAAAAUUCUGCCACUUUCCCGUUCAUGGUUCCAGGAGUCCCUAUCAUUCCAGCAAUUACAAUAUUUUUCAAUAUUCUUCUGGUGGUGACGUUAGAUCACUGGACGUACAUACGAUUCGGUGUGUGGAUGAUCUUAGGUAAGAAAACCCCCAAUGCGCUAUGUAUUUACUAA
Molecule: messenger RNA, 2784 nt
Organism: Porites lobata
Lineage: Eukaryota; Metazoa; Cnidaria; Anthozoa; Scleractinia; Poritidae
Source: the annotation of a GenBank genome assembly